AUGGCAGAGAAACAAGAAAACCCCACAACAACAGCACCAGCAAAGCCUACAAUAACUCUUCCGCCAAGACCAUCCAUGGAGACCCUUUUCACAGGUGGCCUAAGUCCUGGUCCUAUGACUCUAGUCUCCAGUUUCUUCGCUGACACCCCCUACCCCGAAUCAGAUUAUCGUUCUUUCUCUCAACUUCUUGCUGGUGCUAUGGCUUCUCCAAUUGCGAGGCCUGCUUUUUUCACUGACAAUUCAACGCCCAACAAUAUUACUACUACUAAUACUACUACUAAUGCUACUAAUGCUACGUUUUCUUCUUCAAAGGAAGAUGGUAUGAAUAGUAUUAAUAGUAAUAGCAAUCUGGGUUUUAAGCAAAGUAGGCCUAUGAAUUUGGUGGUGGCUCGCUCUCCAUUGUUUACUGUCCCUCCUGGGUUGAGCCCUUCUGGUUUUCUUAACUCUCCUGGCUUCUUUUCUCCUCAGAGUCCCUUUGGAAUGUCCCACCAGCAGGCCUUGGCACAGGUUACUGCUCAAGCUGCAUUAGCUGCCCAAUCUCAAAUGCAUAUGCAAGCUCAAUAUCAGGCUUCUUCAGUAGCAGCACCUACAGAGUUGUUGACACGUCAGCCAUCCUUCAACCCUGGUGAAGUUUUGCAACAGCAGCAGCAAAUGCCACCCUCAACCUCAGACACCCAGAAUUCCACAGUGGAUCCAGCAGAUUUUUCUCAUUCUGAGAGGAAAUACCAACCUCCUCCUGCUGUUGAUAAACCUACUGAUGAUGGCUACAACUGGCGCAAAUAUGGUCAAAAGCCAAUUAAGGGCAGUGAAUAUCCAAGAAGCUACUACAAAUGUACACAUCCAAAAUGCCCAGUCAAAAAGAAGGUUGAGCGAUCUAGUGAUGGCCAAAUAACUGAGAUCAUCUACAAAGGCCAGCACAACCACGACCCACCUCAACCCAGCAAGCGUUCAAAAGAUGGCAAUGAUUCUAAUGGAAGUAUCCAUUCUCAGUCUAAACCUGAAGUUGGUUCACAAGCUCAUGCUGGUAAUGUAAACAAGUCGACUGAAACAUUACCUGCUCAUUCAGUAACUGGGAGGGAUCAGGAAUGUACUCAACCAGAUCCUUCAGAGCCAUCUGGAUUAAGUGACAGCGAGGAAGCCGGUGUUGCAGGUGUGCAAGAAGAAGAUAGGGGUGAUGAUGAGCCAAACCCAAAGAGAAGACAAAUAGAUGUUGUGACAUCUGAGGUAACUUUACCUCACAAGACAGUCACAGAACCAAAAAUCAUUGUCCAAACUAGAAGUGAAGUUGAUCUUUUGGAUGAUGGCUACCGGUGGCGCAAAUAUGGCCAGAAGGUGGUCAAAGGGAAUCCUCAUCCAAGGAGCUAUUACAAAUGCACCAGCGCAGGAUGCAAUGUUCGGAAGCAUGUUGAGAGGGCUGCAGCAGAUCCCAAAGCUGUGAUAACUACAUAUGAGGGAAAGCAUAACCACAACGUCCCUGCAGCUAGAAACAGCAGCCAUAGCACAGCCAACACUAAUGCAUCACAAGUGAAACCUCAAAAGGUGGUGGCUGGGGAGCAUCCCAUGCUCAAAGGAAUGGAUUUUGGCAACAAUGAUCAAAGACCGGUGCUUCUACGACUAAAAGAGGAGAAAAUUGCUGUAUAA
Molecule: messenger RNA, 1641 nt
Organism: Dovyalis caffra
Lineage: Eukaryota; Viridiplantae; Streptophyta; Magnoliopsida; Malpighiales; Salicaceae
Source: the annotation of a GenBank genome assembly